Messenger RNA from Phaedon cochleariae (mustard beetle), 1788 nucleotides. NCBI's taxonomy places the organism in Eukaryota, Metazoa, Arthropoda, Insecta, Coleoptera, Chrysomelidae. The record is from the annotation of a GenBank genome assembly.
AUGAGGCUGAGACAAGAUGUGGCUGAGAGGAAUAUGCUUGAUUUAUUCGAUUCUGUUGAAUUGGGAAUUGGGAAAGACGCCUCGGAUGGCAACUCAACCAUCUCGACGAUCUCAUUCAUCCCGACGCGACUAGACAGCGGACGAUCGCUCACGUGCAGAGCGUCUAAUCACCUGGUUCAGAACGGCGUCGAAGAACACACCGUGAAAUUGAACGUUUUCUAUGUGCCCAUUCUGCACCUGUCUCUCGGCUCUAACCUGAAUCCCGAGGACAUCGAGGAAGGCGAUGAUGUUUACUUUGAAUGCAAAGUGAACGCCAACCCUUGGGCAUACAAAGUACUCUGGAAGCACAACGGUCAAGUGAUGCAAGCCAACCAGAAGGCAGGCGUUAUAAUGAGCACCACGGCCUUGGCUCUGCAAGGUGUGACCCGCAGUCAAGCUGGCAAUUACUCUUGUGUGGCGUCGAAUGUGGAAGACAAACCAAUUUGCCGCUAUCACCAGAAACGCGUCUACGGCGUUGCCAAAAUGGAGAAAGCCAAAGUGGUAUGCGAAGUGGAAUCCUACCCGCCGCCCGAUGACUUCAAGUGGCUGUUCAACAACUCGGCCGAGGCCACGGAAGUCCCGGCUGCCAAGUACAAAUCGGGCCUGCACAAUUCCAUGUCCAUCCUCACGUACGCGCCCCUCAACGAGAUGGACUACGGCACUGUGAUGUGCUGGGCCAACAACCUGGCAGGAAGACAGCAGGAGCCGUGCGUCUUCCACAUCAUUCCUGCCGGCAAGCCGGACCCGCCGUACAAUUGCACUAUAGUCAAUAUGACUAUCGAUUCGCUGGAGGUGGAAUGCACGGAGGGCUUUGACGGAGGCCAGCCCCAAUACUUCCUUCUGGAAGUAUACGAUUCAGGAACGGGCGCGCUUCUGGCCAACGUUUCUGCCAAGUUCCCGGUGUUUAUUGUCAGCGGCCUCGAUCCCGGGAAGACGCUAAAGAUGAUCGUAUUCUCGGCCAACAACAAAGGUAGAAGCGAGCAGGUGGCUCUGGAAGGAUUCACCCUCAACGUGGCCGAGAAACAAACAGUUCUCUCCCUGGGCACUAAAGAUGACAUCGAAAUAACCCCGAUCCUUGGCGUCCUCAUCGGAGUGGUGACGGCCCUGCUGUUGGUCACCGUGAUAAUAUUGGGCGCCCUGAAAAUCAGAGCCGCUCGUAGGAAUGGAUCCAGGAUGCCCAGGCCAGGAUUCUUGCCUGGUAAAGAAAAGGUAGCGUUGCCACUCAGAUCGGAGUCAGAGGACCUCUUCGAGAAAGAUGACAGGAAUCCUGACGUCAUACCUAGUAAUAAGGAUUCCGAUUACCAGCUAGGUUCGGCCGCUCAGACGCCCGGCCUGAAUAAUUCAGCGUCCGCCCCCGGUGGAUACGAGCUGGCUGUCCCCGUCUCCGCCCCGCACACCCCGCAGCAGAUUCCCGCCCCCGGGCCCCUGCAGGAGGCCUACAUGGCUCGGGACCGGAAUUACCCGCCGCAACACAUUGGCAACGAAGUUACUUAUGCUGAACUGGCUCUCGUUCGACCAAAUUCUCUGGAGCCUCUUAAAAACGGCGGCAAUGCAUUUGGCACUCUUCGUAGCAGGGAGGAUCCUACUAUUUAUGCCCAGAUCGACCAUAACAAAAGGCUGCCACCAAGAACGUCGCCCCUGGUGUCUCCAGCAUCCGCCAUGUUUCCUGCCAGACAAGGCCUUUACCACCGAGAGGUCGUAACAGUGCGGACGCCUCUGAUGGGUUUUCAGCAAGAAAGUUGUGUAUAG